Aspergillus nidulans FGSC A4 is the source of this 2958-nucleotide messenger RNA. Its product is annotated as protein lacA. Gene Ontology annotation, cellular component: extracellular region. The transcript has 8 exons. The coding region runs from base 1 to 2958 and encodes 985 amino acids. Gene Ontology annotation, molecular function: beta-galactosidase activity; hydrolase activity, hydrolyzing O-glycosyl compounds. Lineage: Eukaryota; Fungi; Ascomycota; Eurotiomycetes; Eurotiales; Aspergillaceae. The record is from RefSeq and is a predicted model, not a curated record. Gene Ontology annotation, biological process: carbohydrate metabolic process.
AUGAGACUGUUGCCAGUCUGGACGGCUGCCUUGCUAGCAGCCCAGGCUGCUGGUGUUGCUCUUACCCACAAGCUCAAUGGCUUCACGAUCACUGAGCAUCCGGACGCUGAGAAACGCGAAUUGUUGCAGAAAUACGUUCGUAUCAUUCUUCUUGUAACCUGGGAUGACAAGUCCCUCUUCAUCAACGGAGAGAGAAUCAUGAUCUUUGGCGCUGAGAUCCAUCCGUGGAGACUCCCAGUACCUUCGUUAUGGAGAGACAUCCUCCAGAAAGUCAAAGCGCUCGGGUUCAACUGCGUUUCGUUCUACGUCGACUGGGCUCUCCUCGAAGGAAAGCCAGGAGAGUACAGAGCUGAAGGGAGCUUUGCUUGGGAACCGUUUUUCGACGCCGCGUCCGAUUUGGGUAUCUAUCUGAUUGCUCGUCCCGGUCCUUAUAUCAAUGCAGAGGCAUCUGGGGGCGGAUUCCCGGGAUGGCUGCAGAGACUUAAUGGCACAAUCCGUUCAUCGGAUCAAAGUUACUUGGAUGCUACGGAGAACUAUGUAUCGCACAUUGGCGGUCUCAUUGCCAAGUACCAGAUCACUAAUGGCGGACCUGUGAUUCUCUACCAGCCUGAUAACGAGUAUAGCGGGGGCUGCUGUGGGCAGGAAUUUCCCAAUCCGGAUUACUUCCAGUAUGUGAUCGACCAGGCCCGCAGGGCGGGGAUCGUGGUGCCUACGAUCAGCAACGAUGCUUGGCCUGGUGGGCAUAAUGCUCCUGGGACUGGGAAGGGCGAGGUAGAUAUUUACGGCCAUGAUAACUAUCCUCCCUCAACGCCGUAUGCGCUCGUUGAGUAUCAAGUCGGGGCAUUCGACCCAUGGGGAGGACCCGGGUUCGAACAAUGCGCCGCUCUUACGGGCUACGAGUUUGAAAGAGUAUUCCACAAGAACACUUUCAGUUUUGGUGUGGGGAUCCUGUCGCUGUAUAUGACAUUCGGCGGAACCAACUGGGGCAAUCUCGGCCACCCAGGCGGCUAUACCUCGUACGACUACGGCUCGCCCAUUAAGGAAACACGAGAAAUCACGAGAGAAAAGUACAGCGAGCUUAAGCUGCUUGGAAACUUCAUCAAGUCCUCCCCGGGAUACCUCCUGGCGACCCCAGGCAAAUUAACGAACACGACUUACACCAAUACAGCCGACCUAACUGUGACUCCAUUGCUCGGGAACGGCACCGGCUCUUUCUUCGUACUCCGCCACAGCGACUAUAGCAGUCAAGCGUCUACCCCGUACAAACUGCGGCUCCCGACCAGUGCGGGACAGCUGACGAUCCCGCAGCUCGGAGGCUCUCUGGUGCUCAACGGACGUGAUUCAAAGGUUCACCUUGUUGAUUACGACGUCGCUGGUACGAAAAUUCUGUACUCAACCGCCGAAGUAUUCACAUGGAAGAAGUUCCACGACGGCAAAGUUCUUGUGUUGUAUGGAGGACCUGGGGAACACCACGAACUUGCGGUCUCCUCUAAGGCAAAAGUGAAGGUCGUCGAAGGAUUGGGUUCGGGCAUUUCUUCUAAGCAAAUCCGCGGUGCGGUCGUAGUUGCUUGGGACGUUGAGCCUGCUCGGCGCAUUGUUCAGAUCGGAGACUUGAAGAUAUUCCUUCUCGACCGAAACUCGGCAUACAAUUAUUGGGUGCCGCAGCUCGGUACAGAGACCAGCAUCCCUUAUGCCACCGAGAAGGCGGUUGCUGCAUCUGUUAUCGUUAAAGCCGGUUACCUCGUCCGCACUGCUUAUGUCAAAGGCCGUGAUCUUCACCUUACAGCCGACUUCAAUGCCACCACACCGGUCGAGGUAAUCGGGGCACCAAAGACUGCAGAGAAUCUCUUCAUCAACGGCAAGAAAGCCCAUCACACAGUUGACAAGAACGGGAUCUGGAGCACAGAAGUUGGUUACUCGCCUCCAAAGAUCGUUCUCCCCGUGCUAGAGGACCUGAAGUGGAAAUCUAUCGACACCCUUCCGGAGAUACAACCCUCGUAUGACGACUCUCCCUGGCCCGACGCCAAUCUUCCUACCAAGAACACAAUCUACCCUCUCAGAACUCCAACUUCCCUUUAUGCCAGCGACUACGGCUUCCACACAGGAUACCUUCUCUUCCGAGGCCACUUCACCGCAAAUGGCCGGGAAAGCAACUUCUCCAUCCAGACCCAAGGCGGACAAGCCUUUGGCUCGUCCGUCUGGCUAAGCGGUACUUACCUAGGAUCCUGGACCGGUGAUAAUGACUACCAAGAUUACAAUGCAACCUAUACCCUUCCCUCUCUUAAAGCAGGAAAAGAAUACGUGUUUACUGUGGUGGUUGACAACAUGGGCUUGAAUGAGAACUGGAUCGUUGGUCAAGACGAGAUGAAAAAGCCCCGCGGGAUACUUAACUACGAACUCAGCGGCCACGAAGCCAGCGACAUAACCUGGAAACUAACCGGCAACUUUGGCGGCGAGGACUACGUCGAUAAAGUACGCGGUCCGCUGAACGAGGGCGGGCUGUACGCCGAGCGCCACGGAUACCACCAGCCCUACCCGCCGACAAAAUCCAAGGAUUGGAAAUCAUCCACUCCCCUCACCGGCCUCUCGAAGCCCGGAAUAAGCUUUUACACAGCGUCAUUCGACCUAGAUAUCAAGUCUGGUUGGGACGUUCCCAUAUAUUUCGAGUUCGGAAACAGCACAACCCCUGCCCCAGCGUACAGAGUGCAGUUAUAUGUGAACGGGUGGCAGUACGGCAAGUACGUGAAUAAUAUCGGACCGCAGACGAGAUUCCCCGUUCCUGAAGGGAUAUUGAAUUAUAAAGGAACGAACUGGGUUGCUGUGACGCUUUGGGCGUUGGAGGGUAGCGGUGCGAAAUUGGAUAGCUUUAAGUUGGUGCAUGGAAUACCGGUUCGGACAGCUUUGGAUGUUGAGGGUGUUGAGCUCCCACGUUAUCAGUCUAGGAAGGGUGUCUAUUAG